Oldenlandia corymbosa var. corymbosa is the source of this 1518-nucleotide messenger RNA. The record is from the annotation of a GenBank genome assembly. NCBI's taxonomy places the organism in Eukaryota, Viridiplantae, Streptophyta, Magnoliopsida, Gentianales, Rubiaceae.
AUGAAGGGGCCUUUAGAUCGAACCAAGGUGGUGCUCCGCCACUUGCCGCCUUCAAUUUCUCAGUCGUCGCUCAUGGAGCAAGUUGAUUCCCGCUUCUCUGGCCGCUAUAACUGGUUCUCUUUUUUUCCUGGCAAAACAAGUCACAACCACCAGUCCUAUUCUAGAGCUUACAUCGAUUUUAAGAGAGCAGACGAUGUUAUUGAAUUUGCCGAGUUUUUUGAUGGACAUGUCUUUGUCAAUGAAAAAGGUACUCAAUUUAAAACAAUUGUCGAGUAUGCUCCAUCACAGCGUGUUCCGAAGCAGUGGUCUAAAAAAGAUGGAAGAGAAGGAACUAUAUUGAAAGAUCCUGAAUAUAUGGAGUUUCUUGAAUUUCUUUCAAAGCCUGUUGAGAACCUUCCAAGUGCAGAGAUUCAGUUGGAGAGGAAGGAAGCAGAGCGAGCUGGUGCCGUAAAGGAGGCUCCUAUAGUUACUCCUUUAAUGGAUUAUGUCCGUCAGAAAAGAGCAGCAAAGAGUGGAGUCCGGAGGUCUGUUUCUAAUGGAAAAUCUGCUAAAAGGAUUAGUAGAGCAACUGAAAGUUCUAGCUCUAAUUCAUCUAAACGUGUUUCAGACAAGAGGAGGAUAUCCACUACAACCAUGUAUGUGCUAAGGGACAGCUCUAAGGGCGUCAGCGGAAAAGACAAAUCUGCGUAUGUUUUGGUUCCUAAAAGGGAUGAUCAGCUUUUAUCCGAUAAAUCUACUUCUGCUGCUACACAUGGAAGUGGUCCAGGGGAAGAGGAGAAUGGAAACUCUGGGAAGAAGAAAAUUUUGCUUUUGAAAGGAAAAGAGAAGGAAAUUCGUCAUAUAACUGGGGGCUCACCUAUCCAACAAAGUACUAAUGCUCCUGCUAAGACUUCUCCUAGCUCUGCUGUGAAGCAGAAUCAGAGACGUGAGGCCAGUGGGAAGAUUAUAAGAAGCAUACUACUAAAGGAUAAUCGUCAAUCUUCUGUGAUUCGAUCUGAGCAGCAGAGCCAGGCAUCAAAUAUGGAUAAGGAUAGAAGACCUCCUCGCCCACCUAGUGUGUCCUUGCUUCAGAAGGAUGGAAAUGUAGAUGACAAGGUUCAUGCUGAUUUUCAUGGUCAACACAGCGAGAAGCAAGAAAGACGCUCAAGGAACAAGGAUAGACCUGAUCGUGUUGUUUGGACUCCUCUUCGUCGUUCAGAUGGUUCACAUACAAGUGACGAGUCCUUAUCAUCAUCUGCUUCUCAAUCUGUAGCAGAUUCUGCUGAAGGAGCUCAACUUGAAACAAGGAAUGAAAUGCCAAGUGGACGCAGUGGGGAGUCCAGACAUGGUGGUAGCGGACGUGGUAGUUAUUCUUCUGUCGACAAUGGGUCUUACAAACAUGGUGGUCGCCGCGGGUCUGCACAUAUAAAGGAUUCUGAUGAUUCUUCAUAUCUGGAGGGAAAGCCCUUAAGAAGGGCAGGGUCUUCUGGUCACUAUGAGAAACAAGUGUGGGUUCAGAAGUCAAGCUCUGGUUCUUAG